UGGCUUUUGUUGCGGACGCAUCCUCAUCAUACUGGCGCUCUGGAGAAGAUCUCAAGACAAUGAUGGAUGUAAUGACAGUUACUCCUUUCUAUCACAUCAACACAACAGACGUCUCUGGAAGAAAUGGCUCUCUGUAUGAUGACGACGAUGAAUAUGACUAUAAGGACGAGCAUGCAGAGCUGAGACAGUCUCUCAACAUCAUGUCUCUCAUUGUUUACUGCCUAGCUUUUGUUCUUGGUGUGCUCGGCAAUGGAGUGGUUAUCUGGGUGACCGGGUUCAAGAUGAAGAAAACAGUUAACACAGUUUGGUUCCUCAACCUCGCUGUGGCUGACUUCCUCUUCACAGCAUUUCUGCCCCUGAGUGUGACCUACACAGCUAUGGAUUUUCACUGGCCAUUCGGCAGAUUCAUGUGCAAACUGAACAGCACUAUAAGCUUCCUGAACAUGUUUGCCAGUGUCUACAUUCUGGUGGUGAUCAGUGUGGACAGAUAUGUGUCUGUGGUUUGGCCCGUCUGGGCCCAGAACCACCGAAGUGUACAGAAGGCGUCCUUUGUGAGUCUGGGUGUUUGGAUACUGGCUCUGAUUCUGAGCGCUCCGUACUUCAUCUUCAGGGACACUGGGCCAUCAUAUAAUAAUGACGACAUCAUCAACUGCUUUAACAACUUUGCUUUUUCUGACGACUAUGAAACACCAUCUGUAAAUCAGCUGCGACAGUUUCGUCAUCAGGCCAUGACCAUCACCCGCUUCCUCCUGGGCUUUGUUGUCCCCUUCACUGUCAUCGUCUCCUGUUAUGCUGUGAUAAUCCACCGUCUCAGAAGAAACCGCACCCUGGCCAGUCAGUCAAGUCGCCCCUUUAAGAUCAUCGCUGCAGUUAUCACCACCUUUUUCCUGUGCUGGGCUCCUUAUCACAUCAUGGCUCUAAUUGAGUUGGUAAACCACAUGGCUAAUCAUGCAAGUGAAACAUUAGACCAUGUCACCACUAUCGGAGUCCCCAUCGCCACCAGCCUGGCCUUUCUCAACAGUUGCCUGAACCCACUGCUGUAUGUGUUCAUGGGUCAAGAUUUCAAGGAUAAAGUCCGCAAAUCCAUCCUGAAUGUUUUGGAGACUGCCUUCCAGGAAGAAGUUUCUCGCUCUUAUACCUACACAAACUCAAUGGUCACCAGUCGAAGCAAAGAAAAGUCUGUUUCUGAUGCUGAGGUAUAAGGUCGUCCACCGCAUGAAACACAUACUGUAACUGUACAUAGCAAAUGUAAAUGUAUAUAACAAAUAAAGUAGCGUUUGUUGUUUUUUUUCUAUUCAAGGAUCUGAAACUGAAACAUUUCACCUUUUACCAUUUGACUGAUAUUAGUUUUAUGAAUGGCAACUUCACUGACAGUAUUUACAGACUAGUAGAGCAGGCAGAUGGUAGGCUAAUAAUAUACAAUAACUCAAUUUGUGAUGCAUUUGUGGGACAAAGCAUUUUAAAAUGAUGUAAAUGUAUGACCUACUUCACAAGGGGGAAAAAAGAAAGAUAACAGAAAAAGAAAAGCAUGCGUGCAUAAAUUUGUGCGUGCAGACAAAUUUACCCAUAAUGAAUGACCCAUAGAGCAAGUGGCUACAUUUAUAUUUUAAGUGGCAGUGGUGCCUCUCUACCACACAGUCCUGUUGUUGACUGCACUUUUAAGUGCUGUACCUUCAGUCAGUACCAUACUACACCCAGUGGAUGUGCCAUCUUUUUUGACAAGGGAAACCAGUCAUGAUUUUAAAAUAGGUGCUAAAUCGGUUUAUGAAUUAAUUUGUACAAUACAAGCAACAAAAAUGUAUGAUUUCGUUGGAAAGGGGAACUUUAUGCUUUCAUCUGUCACAAAUAUUGAUCACUACAAUAAAUCUCCAUCUGCAUGGGGCAGCAAAUAAAGCAAGCAACAGAACAAGUCCCAGUGGUUUAUAGUCAAUGACUGUAGAGUGUAUUGAUAAUUAAAAAGAGUGGCACAUCACCUAAAUAAUAAAAAGCUAGUUUGAAAAGAAUUUAAUGCCUCUCUUGCCAUAGAAUAAAGCAGGCGCUAAACUACUGUAUUAAAGAGUAAUAAUAAAUAAUAUACAGUGAAAUAUUGUCACUGAGCAAACAGGCUCAUAGAAAGUUUCCCAACUUGCUCCAACUCAUCCCAGCCACUCAGCAGUGUAGUGACAGUUGAUGAGGUGGGUGUACCGUUAAAAAAAUCUUAAAAAGAAAUUGGUAGGUAACCAAAGAGGAAGUGGGUAUAUUCUCCUUUAUAUUCCAGUGGCUUUUUGGCUGAAAGAGGGGUAUAGUGAACAGCCAGAAAAAGAAGUGGUAGGCUAUACACCAUAUAAGUGUAUACUUUCCAUUACACCACUGCAGCCACUUAUCCUAUAUGUGUAUAUGUGACAAAAUUGGGCACAUGACCACAAAGAACAUCUUUGGUUACAUACAAAGUGAAAGUGAAGUGGGCAGCCAUGCUACCUAGUUACAUUAGGUUUUGUGUAACACAUUUCGUCUAAAAUCACCCCGUAAUGUCUUUUUGUUUUUGCCACCUUUCGUGAGACAACACCAUAGAAACAGAUUUACUUUUUUUUACUGCUACAUGUCUACUGCAUGCUUUGAACAUGGCUAAUGUAAGCCUAAUAAACUAUGAGAUUACUAUGUUUAAAA
Messenger RNA from Plectropomus leopardus (leopard coralgrouper), 2646 nucleotides. Its product is annotated as chemerin-like receptor 1. The record is from RefSeq and is a predicted model, not a curated record. Gene Ontology annotation, biological process: positive regulation of cytosolic calcium ion concentration; phospholipase C-activating G protein-coupled receptor signaling pathway; inflammatory response. Gene Ontology annotation, cellular component: plasma membrane. Lineage: Eukaryota; Metazoa; Chordata; Actinopteri; Perciformes; Serranidae. Gene Ontology annotation, molecular function: complement receptor activity; G protein-coupled receptor activity.